This is a messenger RNA of Dicrocoelium dendriticum, 1444 nucleotides long. Lineage: Eukaryota; Metazoa; Platyhelminthes; Trematoda; Plagiorchiida; Dicrocoeliidae. The record is from the annotation of a GenBank genome assembly.
GUCUCUUCGUAACACAAUGAAAAUCAUAUUCCGAGCGCGAAAUACUCGUACCACCUUACGAUACUGUGUAUCACGUUUGAGCAGUUUACUUGGAUUCAACCGUUCCCUGAUGCAAACUGCUUCGCUCCAACAGUCAGCGAGUUGGUGUUUCAGCAGUCCAAUAGGUGACCGAAUUCCGGAUCAUUUGAACGAUUUUGCUGGCAAAUUGUUCGAAGGAGAUAGGCGCACUUUGUCCAGGGCCAUCACUCUACUGGAAUCCAGCCACCCAGCGCACAGGAACGAAGGUCAUUACGUCCUCUCUCAAGCGAUGAAUUUUCUAGCUGAACGAGAAGCGCGAUCCGGAGCACUGUCACUUCGAAUAGGUAUAUCGGGACCACCAGGUGCGGGCAAGAGUACAUUUAUCGAGACCCUUGGAGGUCGCCUCACUGGCACGUUACCUUGGCUCCAAGAUCAUACGGUGCAAGCUGCUGGAGACAAUUCACAGAAUACCAAAUCAGCACCAAUCAACUUCGGUAAGCAUCGUGUUGCUGUGCUGGCGGUUGAUCCUACGUCUUCUGCAACCGGUGGUAGCUUACUUGCAGAUAAAACCAGGAUGCAGGAACUUUCGCGCGACCCAAGGGCUUACAUUCGACCUUCACCUAGUGGUGGUAACCUUGGCGGUGUUGCAAGAUCGACAAAUGAAGCUGUGGUUUUGUGCGAGGCAGCUGGUUAUGAUAUCAUUCUAGUGGAAACAGUGGGUGUUGGUCAGUCAGAAACUGCUGUGGCUGACAUGGUGGACCUUUUUAUCCUUCUCAUCCCUCCUGCUGGUGGUGACGAGUUCCAAGGCAUCAAACGUGGCAUCGUGGAAUACGCAGACAUCGUUGUAGUCAAUAAAGCAGAUGGGGACUUGGUUGCGCCUGCCCGACGCAUCGCUGUGGAAUACUCCCACGCUCUUCGAUAUCAACGACAGCGGCGACCCAACUGGCGCCCCUUGGUUUUGCUUGUAUCCAGUCGCGACGGCGUUGGGCUACCUGAGUUUUGGAGCAAAGUCCUGGAGUUCCAAGCCAAGCAACUUGCAUCUAAGCAACUGCAGAAAAUACGGAAGCAACAGCUAACUGUGUGGAUGUGGAACUACAUCAAGGAAGGCAUUUGGAGGUAUUUCCAUUCCCACCCUUUAAUUAGCAAUGAAAUUGGGAAAAUGGAAACAAAGGUGGCAAACGGUGAGAUUGCGCCAGGACCAGCUGCUGAGCAGCUUAUUCGCACAUUUACCCGUGAAUUGCAAGGCUAAUUUCUCGGAUCUUUUUUAAGUUAUCUCUGAUUAUCAUUUUAGCUCUUGUGCGUAUUUUGGACCGCACCUAAAAGUGAAACAUUCCGUUCUGUUUCUAGAUUUUUGUGCAUAUUAAGUCAUCAUCCUCACCAUAAAUUCCUCAGCUAUUGUGCCGCAGUUCAGUACAAUCACAUACUC